AUGAAAACUUUCGUUCUUACCAUAAUAGUGGCUGCAUUCUCUACUAAGGCAUUAGAAAUCCACUGGAUAUACUGCAUUAUCAUCUGGGCACUUUGUGCCAUCUUCACUGCGGUCAUCAUCAUCAUCGAGAUGUUCCUCAUUGAGAAGCUUGUCCUGACGUUAUGCAUAGACUGGGAUGACUUCACCACAGGUGUAGCUUUCAUGGGCGUCAUCACCACCUGUCCUUGUACCAUCUGCUACGGUGCGUUUUACCUCUGUAAAACAUGUCUGUGGGACUGGCUUGUGGUGAUUGUAGCAAUUAUGUGUUCCGUGUUCUACUUAGUGGAGUUUGUGAUGGACAAGUGUGACUCCAAAUGCUCCGUGAGAUACCUAGCCGCCUGGCCUGGAAUCUUCAAGAUCCUGGAGGCGUUUGUGAGCUGCAUCAUCUUUGUCUUGGUGAAGGACUAUGUGAGGGAGCCAGUGGUGAUCUACUGUGUCGUUGCCUACAUCCUCCCCUUUCCUAUCAUACCUGUUGUCAUUGUGAUGAAUGUGAUGAAGAAGGCGCGAGACUUCCUGCCUUUCAGCCUGGUCCGUUUCGAGAUGCUCAUCCUCCUCAUCUCCGUGUUGUUCUACAUCACCACGGCGAUCAUAUGGCCGGUUUAUACUCUCAAAGACAACCCUCGGCCCACUCCGUGCCCACCAGACAGCUGUACGUGGAACAUCGAUUUUGUGAUCGCAUUCAUGACGUUUAUCAACCUUAUCCUUUUCGUUCUGGAAUUGGUGUUCACAUUCAUGGAGUGUUGUGACUUUAAACGUUCCUAAGGCACACAUAUGGAUAACAAAAGAUCUUUCUCUCUCUGCUGCUUUGUCUCUCUCUCUCUCUCUCUCUCUCUCCCUUGCACUGACACACACACAGCCAGAAACACACAAUUAAGCAACUUAAACAGCUCUCGUCUUUGGCAAUGACCUGUUACAGUCUCUAUCUUUUUGUUCAAUAUUAAUUAAAUAAUUAAUUUAAUUUAAUGUAUAGUAUGCUAUGUCUGGAUGAUGUUUAGAGAUCUAACUUGGGAGACUUUUUGGAUUGUCCUCUUUAGCUUAUUCAGAUGCUGAUUUACACAGUUGUGACCAUAUAAUCUAAUUUGUUGGAAAGCAUGCUGUUGUUUCCCAUAUUUGACCUUUACCCCUGGUAAUCAAUAAAUUAUUCUGCUUAUUUCCCUAAAAUAUCAUUUGUUUAUUUC
This is a messenger RNA of Alosa alosa (allis shad), 1217 nucleotides long. Its product is annotated as myeloid-associated differentiation marker-like protein 2. The transcript is spliced from 2 exons. Gene Ontology annotation, cellular component: membrane. Bases 1 to 801 code for a protein of 266 amino acids. The record is from RefSeq and is a predicted model, not a curated record. NCBI's taxonomy places the organism in Eukaryota, Metazoa, Chordata, Actinopteri, Clupeiformes, Clupeidae.